AUGGACGGGAGAUCCUGGGACUGGGAGGAGGCGAAAACUCGAAGAGAGGCGAACAGAGAAGCCGCGCGGGGAGCAAAAUUACACGCCGAUGCUGGAUGCUGGAUUGCGAACGAGAUUAUGAUGGCGUGCAAGCUUAAAGCGCCUGGCCACACACAGUUCUUCUUGUCCGAGUCUUAUCGUACAAAUCCUACCCAACCACAGCCAUCGGCAGAUGUGUACAAAGAGCCAGGAGGCGCAACGACGGGACUCACAGCCGUGACAGCGUGCAUGGGCACACAAAUGAUGGGGACAAGGGACUGGGAUCCGACAGGUCGAGUGGUUGCGUUCGGUCCAGGGGGCGGUGUUAAGAAGGUUAGGUCUCCUUGA
This is a messenger RNA of Microsporum canis CBS 113480, 366 nucleotides long. RefSeq lists its product as uncharacterized. The coding region runs from base 1 to 366 and encodes 121 amino acids. The record is from RefSeq and is a predicted model, not a curated record. NCBI's taxonomy places the organism in Eukaryota, Fungi, Ascomycota, Eurotiomycetes, Onygenales, Arthrodermataceae. The transcript is spliced from 3 exons.